AUGCGCUUACUCCUACCAAUACAGCAAUUCAUUCUCCUUCCGUUGCUUUUGGGGGGCAGACAGAUCCUAUUGGUCCAUGGCCAAGGGAUCUUGAACCAAGUGUUGGAUCAGUACGAAAGCAACAACGACGACAAUGACAACCACCACGGCGGUGAAAUGGGUGAUACUUGUGGCCGACGAAAUCCCUGCAGGAAUGGCCUCGAUUGUGCUCUUUCGCUAGGUCGAAAGGUUUGCGUUCCUUUGACUUGUUUCCAAAGUGCCAUUUCCGAAGCGUUCCCCAAUGGAGAACUCGAAGCGUACUCGAAGCUCAUCUUGGAGGAGGCCGGGAUCUACGGUAAAGACCCUGAAUCAGUUUUCAAUGGUAGACUACUCUACUUCGGGACAAAGGAAUGGACCUGA
Seminavis robusta is the source of this 399-nucleotide messenger RNA. Lineage: Eukaryota; Bacillariophyta; Bacillariophyceae; Naviculales; Naviculaceae. The record is from the annotation of a GenBank genome assembly.